Messenger RNA from Episyrphus balteatus (marmalade hoverfly), 351 nucleotides. RefSeq names its product mitochondrial import receptor subunit TOM7 homolog (gene Tom7). NCBI's taxonomy places the organism in Eukaryota, Metazoa, Arthropoda, Insecta, Diptera, Syrphidae. The transcript has 2 exons. The record is from RefSeq and is a predicted model, not a curated record. Gene Ontology annotation, biological process: protein import into mitochondrial matrix. The coding region runs from base 136 to 300 and encodes 54 amino acids. Gene Ontology annotation, cellular component: mitochondrial outer membrane translocase complex.
UUCUAGUAUAUCAACUGUCACUUUUAUCAAAAAUAAUUUUUCAGACGUCAAAUCACAACUCGUGUUUUGGAGUAGAAAAUUUAUAUUUCGUUAAUUUCUUGUAUUUAAGAAGAAAUAAUUUGCAUUUCUUGAAUAAUGGGUCUUUCGCCAGGAGCUAAGGAACGUUUAGAAUCUGUUUUCGAUGUCACCAAAACAGUAUUCCAUUGGGGAUUCAUUCCAAUGGUUCUCUAUUUAGGUUUCCGAAAAGGAGCUGAACCUGGCAUGCCCCCGCUUUCAAUUUUAAGUCUUCUCUGGCAGUAAACUUAAAAUUAUCUUUAGUGUUAAACAAAAAUAAAUCCUACAAAAAUGUUA